GCUUUCAAGGUCGUCUAUACUGCCAUCUACGUGCUACCACUCUACAUCUCACCCGCCAGCAGACCCUCACCGACGCUUUCUCGAGAUGAUCCUGCUGUCAUCCGUACCCGCAUAACUUCUGUCCUGUUCUCCACCGGGGUGUGCUCUGCCUUGACCUAUGUUAUCCUGGCUCGCCUACCUGACGGUGCUCUGCCCUUUGGUCCCCUCCAUGCCAUGGGAUACUGGCCGCUGGGUAUAGUUGAGUCUGCCGCAUGCCUGGCUCUCACCGCAACCCUGUUCGCUGCUCCCUUGUACGAGACUCUCCUCAUUGACGGCGUGUGGGAAGACUGGCGGGCUUUUGAUCCCCUGGUUCGCGUCUGGACCCAGUGGACGACGUGGCGUAAUAUCGUCAUGGGGCCUUUGACCGAAGAGAUGUUGUUCCGAUCGGCUUCGGUGCCGUUACUCCUCUGCGCCCGCAUGUCCCUGACCCAGACCAUCUUCAUGUCCCCCGUCAUCUUUGGUCUCGCACAUGUUCACCAUUUCUACGAAUUCCGCAUCAACCACCCCAAGGUGCCUUUAAUAGCCGCCGUUGCCCGUUCUGUCAUCCAAUUUGGUUACACGUCUCUUUUUGGCGCGUAUGCUACCUUUUUGUUCCUGCGGUCGGGGAGCUUGCUAGCCAUCGUGUUGGUGCAUGCUUUCUGCAACGCAAUGGGCCUUCCUCGCUUCUGGGGAGCCGUUGAGCCCUACUGGCACGCCCAUGGACACUACACGCAAGCUGAUAGUCGGAAAUGGACAUUUGUUUACUAUGUACUUUUAUUUACUGGUGCCUUUCUUUGGUGGAGUGGCCUGUUACCCCUGACUGAGAGCUCGGCGGCCCUGGUGUCGCAGGAUGCUUGA
Molecule: messenger RNA, 876 nt
Organism: Colletotrichum navitas
Lineage: Eukaryota; Fungi; Ascomycota; Sordariomycetes; Glomerellales; Glomerellaceae
Product: CAAX amino terminal protease
Exons: 2
Biological process (GO): CAAX-box protein processing
Cellular component (GO): endoplasmic reticulum membrane
Molecular function (GO): metalloendopeptidase activity
Source: RefSeq, a predicted model, not a curated record